Molecule: messenger RNA, 4815 nt
Organism: Torulaspora globosa
Lineage: Eukaryota; Fungi; Ascomycota; Saccharomycetes; Saccharomycetales; Saccharomycetaceae
Gene: THO2
Product: Tho2p
Exons: 1
Coding region: 1-4815 (1604 amino acids)
Biological process (GO): mRNA processing; mRNA export from nucleus
Cellular component (GO): THO complex part of transcription export complex
Molecular function (GO): mRNA binding
Source: RefSeq, a predicted model, not a curated record
AUGUCGUUAAGUGCUACUCUUGACAGAUUGUCAAGCAAGUGUAGGACUCAAUCGAAGGCUAAGCAAUUUUUCAAUGAAGAGCUACUGAAUGAUUGGGCUUCUAAGAGUGAGCAACUUUGUGAUCGGUUCAGAGAGCUGGAAGGAAACGAUGAGAGGGUGGCAUGGCUGCGACAAAUGUUUAUGGAGCUUUUAGACCUCUUUCAGGAAACCCAAUUGCCGGCAAAGAUUACAUUGCCGCAGAUUUCAAGGUUUAUCGAGAGCAUAUGCAGUUCGACAAGUGCAACCGUAGGCAGUCAAGAAUUAACAUCGAUGGUUGGGAAGAUGUUUGUUUCAGUAUCAAACCAAUAUAUCGAAGAAGACGAUGCAAAGACCGUUGCUUUGGCAAGAAUCAGUAACUCUCUGUCGCGAGAAGUGUUCAAAUUUAGUCGCCUCUCCAGCAAGCUUAUGAAUAGUGAACAAACCACGCUGCUGAGGCAUCUUCUGAAAAAGUCGAAAUAUGAACUAAAGAAAUUUAACCUGUUGGCUGAGUGCCCGACAGGCUAUUCGCAACUUGUAACAUUACUUCUAACCGCUUACUACGAUCCAGAUAAUAUGGAGAAAAUCAAGCUGUAUGUCCAGCAGAUGUAUCACAUUGCCGGGAAGUACUCCCUGGACUCAAUGCGGUGCUUGGAUGUGAUACUGAAUAUCUCUAGCGAGUUCAUCACAGAACAGCACACCUUUCUGAUAGCUUUUCUCAGAAGUACCAAAUUUUGGCCUAAGCACCAUGUUGCCGACCCUUUCCGAACGGAUGGACUCAAUAGAGGUGGGAAUAUGGUGGCGUCAAAUGUCAUAGCAUUCCAUCUAGCUCAGCAAACCGGUGAUCUGAAUCUGAAAUACGUUGACAUGGUCUGCAUACUGAUUAGGAACGGUUUCAUUAAUGUGCUUUCCAUAUGGGAAAAUAUACGACCAGACAAUAAAACGCUGGAGCAGUUCUUUAGUGACUUUACGAGUGAAAUGGAGAAAAAUUCGAUGAAAGGUCUUUUGAAUCCACUCGCUAUGGCGGCAGCUUUGAAAUCUGACGAUGAAAGUACAGAAUCAAAGACUAGGCCGGUGACAGAGGAUGAGGAUGAUGAGGGAAAGAAGAGCAGCCAAGAUGCAGGCAAACAGAAGGAAAAAACGGAAGAAUCGGACAAAGUUGUUCUGGAGAGUGCUAAGAUGAAAUUUAUAGAGCGUCUGCUGGUUCACGGCUGUGUCACGGCUGCCUUUUUUCUCAUAAAUUCUCAAUCUGGCUUUAUGAAUGUUGAAAGCCAGAUACCAAAGCUAAUCACCAGAAUUUUUGAUCACAUCAUCGAUCCCCUUUACAAUUCUUUGGUUCUCUUCGCUCUCAAUACAGCUGUUGGUAGCUUGCCACUGACAAUACAGGAAAAUGGUAUUCUCUCACACAAACCAAGAUUAGUGAGAGAAGAUAAAACUCACGAUCCUUUCCCUACAUUAUCACUUAGAAACAGGGCUGUUUUCUACUACCCGCAAUGGACAUCAAACAUACCAGUGGUUGACUCUGUCGAGGAUCUUUUCCAAAAGUCGCACGAGUACCUAUCUCUAAUUGGAGCACGACUAGCCGUUAACCCUCAACUUAUCUCCAAGAUAUGUCGCAUCGGAAAAGUCGAUAUCACCAAGCACUCCGCUUGCUUGGAUAAAUGGGUCAACUAUGUCAGAAAAUUCAUCUUUCAAUGCAUUCCCUUGCUUGACAUAAAUCCAGUGGUGACUAGCGAAAUUUAUGGCUUGAUGAGACUAUUCCCUUUUGAAAGAAGGUAUUUCCUCUAUAAUGAGAUGCUAUCAAAACAUUCGAAAGAUGUUCUUCCCAUCAAGGUUGGAUUCAACAGGACUGAAAGAGAGGCAAAAAGCAUCCUCAAGGCUUUGAAUAUCGAUACAAUUGACGAACAAUCGAGAAUACUUGCUAACCUUGCAUCUACCAAUCCACUAGCGACGUUAAUGCCCGCCGUGAAGCAAAUUGAAAAUUAUGACAAAAUAUCUGAGCUUGUAGUUUCGACGACGACCCUCUUCAAUGAUUUUGCUUGCGACGUCCUACAGUAUGUUUUACUCAUGCGGCUUACUGACAACCGAAAUGCUGUGCAAAGUGACGGUGUCAAUCAGUCGAUGUGGGUUCAGCGUUUAUCGGUCUUCAUUGCUGGAUUAGCCAAAGAAUGUGAUAAAAUGGACAUCACAAACAUCAAGGAGUACAUCGUCAAAACUCUGCACAAUGGCAGCGUCAUAGCGGUUUCGAUUCUACGAGAACUUAUUUCAACGGUGGGUGGUAUUCGGGAUCUCAAUAACGUUAAUCUGAAGCAACUAAAGAUGCUUCACUCUGGAGAACCACUGAGAAAGGUAGCGAGAAAACUAAUCUUUGAUUGUAGGGAUGAUAACCAGGCACAAGGGACGAAAUUAAUCAGGUACUUCAACAGCGAAAAUACCUUGUCGGAAGUGAUAAUUCUGUUACACAACUUGAAUCUGAAGGCAAAUAGUCAACAGGGGCACUAUAAAGUUCUCUCCGCUAGAUGUGAUGAAAUGAACACUUUAUUAUGGUCUUUUAUCGAGCUUAUAAAACACUGCUUAAAGACAGAAGAUUUUGCGAAGAGCGUUCUUCCCUUAGAUGUGUUGGGAAAUGAGUAUCAUGUUUCGACUCCUUGGAUUUUCCAUCUGUGGAGGGACUACAUAGAUUCACAUGAAGAAACUGAUAAAAACGUCGCUUUAAUGAUUGAAAGAGCCGAGUUUAAAGAUGUGGACUUCUCGAAUUUAUCUAGAGAAGUGUUUGUUAAUUUCUGGAAGCUUUCACUUUACGACAUCCAAUUUGACAAGACUCUUUACGAUGAAAGAAAAUUUGUUUUGGAAGCAGAGCUUUCAACGUUGACAUCCAUCAAGAAAAAGAGCGAGGUGUCAAACAACAUCAAGGAUCUCUUAGUGAGCUGUAUCUCCCACCAAAGAAAAUUCAAUUCGACUAAGCAACUCCUGCAGCAACAGCCAAGGGACUGGAUACAUGAAACGACUUAUGAUUCAAUAUACUCUUUUUUCCAGUAUUGCGUGAUACCCAGGGUAUUAUUUUCGCCUUCGGAUGCUAUAUAUGCUGCGUCUUUCAUUUUACUAGCGUUCGAGGUUAGCGAUUUUAUGAAGCUUAUGGACGUUUUUGUUAGGUCGGAGGUAUUGAGCUCUUUAUUGUUCUGCUGUACUGGCUCAGAAGCAGGAAAUUUAGGCAUUUUUUUUGCCCAGCUGCUGGAGGAGACUGAGAGAAUGAGGCGUGAUGAAGAACAGGAUCGGGCAGCUUGCCGUGUGCUGUACGAAUGGCAUAAUAUCAUUACCGAACAAGUUAUCUUGACACUUCAAAACAAAAACUAUAUGUCUGUCAGAAAUGGUAUCGAGUUCAUGAAGCAUUUAUCAAGUCUUUUCCCAGUGAUAGACACACAUAUUCAAUUGUUGUGUCAAACCGUUGAGGACAAUCUCGAACAAGAAGAGAGAGAAGACAUCAAACUUCCAAGCAAUGCCUUGCUUGGCCAUCUAAAGGCACGUCUGAAAGGAGCAUUAAAACUUGAAGAGUUCUGCGACUUGAAUGUGGAGGAACGUGCAGCCAAAUUGAACCUCGAGGUGGAAUUAGAAGAAAUAAGGCUUCAUGAAGUGCAGGUAGCAAAUGAAAAGAAGCAGACAGAGCUUCGGAAACAGCUGGAGUUCAACAAGAAGCAAAGAGAACAUGCAGAGAAAGCUAAAGAGGCGGCGGAAGCGGAAAAUCUCCCAUCCAGAACGACUGAAGGAACUUCUAUCAUCCGUUCUGAAUCUCCGUUAACUGCGUCGUUGGAUACUCAUCAGUCACAAAGCGGCUCAUGGCCUCUCGGGAGGGUCUUUAGGUUCAUGGACGAGCUGCGUCACAACUUCAGUAACAAUAAUCUAAGCAAGGCUGUAAGUUGCAUUUUCGAUCCAGAAGAGAAGACUGCCAUUCAGGACUUGACUAAACAGGCCAUGCCGCUAAAGGAUUUCCAGAAGAAUCUUCAAACAAUCGUCAAUCGUUUCCUCAUAUCGCUGGUGCGCUCGCCGGAGAAUUCUGAUUUCGUCAAAAAGCUUGAAGAGGUGACACAGUCAAUAAACUGCGUUACACGAGAUGCAAGCAAAAAACGAAGCGACAUGUACUCCGAUGUGCCGAGCCGUUACGAGCAACCAAAGAUUCGUAGCAGGUACGGCGGCAGUGGCAGAACGGACAUACAGACGGAAACUGCCCUCGGUUCGAACGCAAAGGACACCAGAAAGCCAGGUAACGGCCCGUCGAGGGAGGCCCGCACCUCGCCUCCGGAGGCUGGAAGAUCAGAAAGUGUAGGAGCCCGUCCACCCAAUAGAAAUGGGUCGUCAACCGGGUCCGAGGCAUCCAGGUAUUACAGCAACCGGCGGAACAGAGACUCGCGCUCCGAAAGAGAAUACAGAUCAAGAGGACCCAAGAAGGAGGACCAAACCGGAAGACCGCCAUCCACGUCGCUAGCUUCUCGAGCUCUAGUUUUCCCAGGAAAGCCUGCCCAACGGGCAGAUACGCGGAACGCGAGAAAGAGCGCUCCAUCUUUCAACUCAGGAACCCAGGAGCGAAGCGAACGUCAGCUCCCGGUAGCGCCAGAUACAGCCGAGGGGCGGCCGCCUAAGAGGUUCAGACCCGACGAUAAUCGAAGCAACUACAGAUCGUCAGACAAUGGAGCAAAAAGUUCACGCAAAGAUGCCGACCGCCCGAGAUAUGCAGAUCGUCGCAACCAAGCUUUGCCGCAAGGCCCCCGGGCCUCUCAAGAGCCCCCAAGCAGGUACCAAAGGUGA